AUGGAUCCCGAACUGGUAGACACACCCUGGAUUUGGCAUUCGGAGUGGCAAGACCAUGGCGCAAACACUGCUGGUGGCAUCGUCCACUUCCGCAAGAGUCUGAACCUUGAAGAAGUUCCACAGGGGCCGUCGAGAAUCCAGAUUACGGCGGACACGAGAUACAAGCUUUUCAUCAACGGUCACAAUGUCUUUUCAGGCCCCGUCAAAGGGGACGAACAUCUCUGGUUCUAUGACGAGAUCGACAUACAACCAUGUUUGAAGACCGGGGUGAAUCACAUCUCGGUCAGGGUCCUGCGCUUCUUUCAUGCCACGCAGUACGCCACGAGUUUCCCACGACUACCCAUUCCUGGACUUUUCAUCCGACCCCUGGUGGCAAAUGAUGGGGUUUCUUUGCCUGUCCGCAGUGACAGUUCGUGGGAAGCCGCCAUAGACAGUGCCACGGUGCUUCGCAUUGACCAGAAAGAAGACGACUUCCUCCACAUUUACGAAGACGUGGACGCAGUGAAAGCGUUGGAGCUCGAUUGGGUCGCAGCAAAACAACUGGAACUACCGGCAUCGCAUGGCAUCACUCCGCCGUGGGUAUUAGCGCUGCGAAUGAUACCAAAGCCGACGACCACCUCUCGUUCACUUGCAGCUGUCCAUAACGUCAAAAGUGGCAUAGAACAGGCUUCGUGGGAGAGCUUCUUGAAGGACGGUCCGAGUAUGCUCCGACUGCCUGCGGGCACACAUCACCACAUCGAACUUGAGGCAGACAACCACUUGACGGCGAUGCUCGCACUCCGCUUUAGACGACCCGAAACUUCGGGUUCAACCUUACGAAUCCGGUACUCUGAGGCGUAUGAAGACGAACGAGAGUUUGUGCCUUACAUUCGCCGCAAAGGCGACAGGAGAGACACGACCAAAGCUUUGUUUGGGCCUGAAGACAAGUACAUCUUUGCCGGCUCCUCAGGAGCUCAAGCCAGCACCGAAAUCGCCUACAGUCUGGAUGCAGCGGAGUUUGAGACCUUUUCGCCUUUUCAUUUCCGAACUUUACGCUUUACGUCUAUCGACAUCCAGGUAGAUUCGGAAAGCGAUCUGGAGUUCGUUGGGAUUACCAUCGAUCAGAUUCAUUAUCCUCUAGACAUCAAAAGCGAGUUCACCCUCUCCUCGGCCGACGAGCACCAGUCAACGUACCAAUGUCUCUGGGACAAUAGCGUACGCACGCUUACCAAUUGCAUGCACGACUGCUGCAAUGACUGUCCCUUCUACGAACAGCUUCAAUAUGCUAUGGAAGUUCGCAGUUCCUGUCUUUUCACGUACGCCGUGUCAGGCGACGAUCGAAUGGCUCGGCAGGCAAUUGUUCAGCUUUACAACUCGUAUCGUCCAAGUGUUGGGCUCAUCGCUAGUCGCAGCCCUGCCCAUGUCUUUCAAGUGAUUCCUCACUUCUCGCUAUUCUGGAUCUGCACGGUAGCUGAUCACUUCACCCAUUACGGCGACGGGAAAUUCACGCGCAAAUUCCUCGCAGUGUGUGAUGGUAUCCUUGCCUUCUUUGCACAUCGCUUGGAUAACGAGACUGGUCUCAUAUCCAGUGACUCUCGGUUCAUCAGGACACAUUGGGACUUUGUCGACUGGACAACUGAAUGGAGACCUAUGGGUAUACCGACGGCAGCCCAGAGAACGGGUACUCAGACAUUUACCAACUUUCUGUACGCUUACACGCUCAAGGCCAUCGCCAAGACUGUGAAGAAUCUCGGUCGACCGGCCCUAGCGCAGGAGUACGAGUCACGAGCAGACGAUAUCGUUUCGGCCACCCAAAAGCACUGCCGCGUGGGGACAGCCUUUACAGACGGAUUGGCGGCCAAAGCCGACCACUCCUUGGACUUCAGUCAACACAAUCAAAUCUGGGCUGUUCUCUGUGGCGCGACUAGUGGUGAGGAGGCGAGACAACUCCUCACACAAUGCUUCGAUGAUGACCCGAGCACGUCGAAUCUCCCCACCACACCGGGUCAUCUCGUCAAGUUCACCAAGGCUUCUACGGCAAUGUCAUUUUACGCUCUCCGGGCCUUGUCCAAAGUAGGCGGAGACCUCUACGACACAGCUUUCCACUCCUUCUGGGAUCCCUGGCGGCAUCAGCUGGGCCAGAAUCUGACAACUUGGUGCGAGGAUGAGGUGACGCUCAGAUCAGACUGCCAUGCGUGGAGCUCGGUGCCUCUCUACGAGUUCACGGCCGAGGUUGCCGGUAUCAAACCUCUCGAGCCCGGAUGGGGAGCCAUCUCUUGCGCUCCUCGGUUCAAUCUCUUCGGCGAAUUUGACGCCAAGGUGGCGCUUGGUGGAAAGCUAGCACCUGGCAUUGCUCGCAUCAGAUGGUCCCGAGAGGGCGGUACUGAUGAGUUGAGCUUGUCGAUUGUUCUACAGGAUAUCCCAGUCGAAGAUCCGAUCCGGGUAAGCGUGAAGCUUUCGAGCGGUGUUGAGGAGCAUUUUGGCCGGGAUCUUACUUUCAACUUUCAGCUAGAGUAG
Molecule: messenger RNA, 2496 nt
Organism: Colletotrichum phormii
Lineage: Eukaryota; Fungi; Ascomycota; Sordariomycetes; Glomerellales; Glomerellaceae
Product: Six-hairpin glycosidase-like protein
Exons: 1
Coding region: 1-2496 (831 amino acids)
Biological process (GO): carbohydrate metabolic process
Source: RefSeq, a predicted model, not a curated record